Messenger RNA from Sphenostylis stenocarpa, 1155 nucleotides. NCBI's taxonomy places the organism in Eukaryota, Viridiplantae, Streptophyta, Magnoliopsida, Fabales, Fabaceae. The record is from the annotation of a GenBank genome assembly.
AUGAAGAAGGAAGAGAAAGUGCAGAGAGUGAUAAUCGUCGGAGCAGGCCCUUCAGGUCUCUCCGCCGCCGCAUGUUUCACGAAGCAUUCAAUUCCGUACAUAAUCCUUGAGAGAGAAGAUUGUUUCGCUUCUCUCUGGAAGAAAUACUCCUACGACCGUCUCCACCUGCACCUCAGAAAGCAGUUCUGCCAGCUUCCCCACAAGCCAUUCCCACCCUCUUUCCCUCCCUACGUUCCCAAGAACCAGUUCCUCCAGUACCUCGACGACUACGUCUCCCACUUCGCCAUCGCACCGCUCUAUCGGAGGACGGUGGAGCUCGCCCAGUACGACGCCUCCAGCUGCCGCUGGAGGGUGGAGGCCCGGAACGGGGACUCCGGCGAGGUGGAGGAGUACUGCGGAAGGUUCCUGGUGGUUGCUACUGGGGAAACUAGCGACCCUUUUGUGCCGGAGGUGGAAGGGUUGAGUAGCUUCCCUGGGAAGGUGAUCCAUUCCACCGGGUUUGCGUCUGGGAAGGAGUUCAAAGAUGAGCAUGUUCUUGUUGUCGGGUCUGGGAAUUCUGGCAUGGAAAUCGCCUUGGACCUUGUCAACCAUGGUGCCAAAACCUCCAUUCUCGUCCGAAGCCCGGUUCAUUUUCUGUCAAGGGAAAUGGUGAGUUGGGGGUUGUUUCUGCAGAAGUAUUUGUCGUUGAGCUUUGUGGACUCGUUGAUGGUGAUACUUAGCACCAUGUUUUAUGGUGAUGUGACCAAAUAUGGAGUCAGAAGACCCAAUGAGGGUCCCUUUUACAUGAAGGUCAAGUAUGGAAAGUAUCCAGUUAUUGACGUUGGAACCUAUGAAAAAAUCAAGUCUGGAGAAUUGAAGGUUUUGGCAGCAGAAAUAGAAAGCGUGAGAGGCAAGGAUGUCCUGUUCAAGAACGGUGAGUUGCACCCAUUUGACUCCAUUGUUUUCUGCACCGGCUUCAAGAGAUCAACCAACAAGUGGCUCAAGGGAGAUGAUUACCUUCUCAAUGAUGAUGGUCUUCCAAAGCCCAGUUACCCCAUCCAUUGGAAAGGAAACAAUGGUUUGUACUGUGUUGGCCUGUCAAGAAGAGGCUUCUAUGGCGCUGGUGCAGAUGCUCAAAAUAUAGCAAAUCAUAUAAGCUCUUUCACGCAACCUUGA